This is a messenger RNA of Striga hermonthica, 558 nucleotides long. The record is from the annotation of a GenBank genome assembly. NCBI's taxonomy places the organism in Eukaryota, Viridiplantae, Streptophyta, Magnoliopsida, Lamiales, Orobanchaceae.
AUGUCCACGUCAGCAAGCGUGACGGAGAGAAGAGGGAUUCCGGCAGCGGCGUUUGUUGAAGAUGUGCAGACCUACCUUUCUCAGUUGAAUCUUGAUGUAAACUCAGCCCUCGCUUUUUUACAAGAAAGGCUUCAGCAAUACAGAGUUGUGGAGAUGAAACUUCUUGCCCAGCAGAGGGAUCUUCAGGCGAAAAUUCCUGAUAUUGAGAAGUGCUUAGACGUCGUUGCAACUUUGCAAGCAAAGAAGGGAACUGGUGAGGCAAUUAUUGCUGAUUUUGAAGUGUCGGAGGGCAUAUACUCCCGGGCUCGUGUUGAAGAUGCAGAGUCUGUUUGUCUGUGGCUUGGGGCAAAUGUCAUGCUGGAAUACUCAUGUGAAGAGGCAACUACCCUUCUUCAAAAGAAUCUGGAGAAUGCCAAAGCAAGUUUAGAAGUCCUUGUUGCCGAUUUACAAUUCUUAAGGGACCAAGUAACAAUUACUCAGGUUACUAUUGCUCGUGUGUAUAACUGGGACGUACAUCAACGUAAGCUGAGACAAGCUGCUACUAGUUCCCAGUCGUGA